Dicentrarchus labrax (European seabass) is the source of this 6314-nucleotide messenger RNA. RefSeq names its product ataxin-7. NCBI's taxonomy places the organism in Eukaryota, Metazoa, Chordata, Actinopteri, Moronidae. The transcript has 13 exons. The coding region runs from base 256 to 3114 and encodes 952 amino acids. The record is from RefSeq and is a predicted model, not a curated record.
ACAGACAUGGAAGCACCAGGUGAAGACCUCCACAGAGGCUGAGCACUGCACUCGCUCUUUCCCACCGUCUUCUGUCUCCUUCGCCCAGUGCAUCCAGUUGAUUUACAUCUGCCUGGUGUCACGUUUACGUCUACAGCACCCAGAGCCUUGACUUCCUCUCCAGUGUGUGGCAGCCAGCAAUCACCCAAGCUGAUGAGGAUCGACUGACUGAGUUAAAAAUAAGUUCCUUUUUUCUUAUUUUUUCAAGCGGAAAGAAUGUCGGAAAGGGCCGAGGAUGACGUCAGGGGGGAGCAGCGCCGAGCGGCCAGGCAGCAGCUGAAGCAGCAGCAGAUCCAGCGGGGAGAAGGCUCCACAGCAAUGGCGACUGUUGCGGAGCGGAGAUCAUUGCCUAGUCCAGAAAUAAUGCUGGGACAGCCUUGGAGCAACUGGGUCGACGCCGCCAAACUCCACGGCAACGACGGUGCUGAAUCGGAGGAAAGUUUCAAAGACUUCGGGAAAAAUCGAGAAGCCAUGCGUUUGUGCAGAGAAGACAUGCCCAUAUUUGGCCAGUGUCCCGCACAGGACGACUUCUACCUGGUGAUGUGCAGCCACUGCGGUCAGGUAGUCAAGCCCCAAGCCUUCCAAGCACACUAUGAGAGAAGACACAGUUCAGUCAGCAAGCCAGCCUCCACCUCGCCCUUCCCCGUGUCGGGCAGGAACCGGAGCAGUGGCAGUGGACUUGGGCCUGGGCUGGGCUCAGGGUCUGUAGCUGGAGGGGCGAGUGGAGGCAUCCUUGGCCGACCUUCUACCACUGGAUCCAGCUUAUCCUCCUCCUCAACGUCCUCUUCCUCCAAUCCCAAACUCCUCAAACCAGCCAAAGAGAAGCUGCCAGACAUUCAGCGAAGACUCCCAUUUCCCUUCAGGAUGAUCCAGCCGGACAAGAACCUCACCCCGGCUGUCAAGGUGGAGAAGAUGCAUCUGAGGGUGGACUCGUCAGCUAAGCUGGUGCAGGCCCCAUCUGCCCCCUCCACCACUUCAUCCUCCUCUACAUCCUCCUCUAGCACCACUGUGAGCUCCAACACUACCCCCAUCACCACCUCCUCAUCAUCAGCCCUUAAACCAGGCCUUAACUGUCCCUCCAUACCAAAGCCUCCAUCACUGGCCCCGGGUCAGAUUCCCAACGGCAAGGGUCACCUCUCGGUCCUCUCAGACAAGAAGCAGGACAGCAGCAGCAGUGCCAGUAGCAGACGCCACCUUAACAAGAAAGUGACAGAACGUGAGUUCAAUGCAGAUAUCCACUGUGGCGUUGUGGAUAUGACAUCUCGGAAACCAUGCACAAGAUCCCUAACAUGCAAGACACAUUCCUUAAGCCAGCGGAGGGCGGUGCCAGGGCGGAGGAAACGCUUUGACACACUGCUGGCGGAGCACAAGAACAGAGCAAGGGAGCGGGAGAGGGAGAGAGAAAUCCACCAACCCCAUUCCCUGCAAAACCCCUCUCUCAGGGACCCACACCCCUCCUCCCACCUCGCCGCUGCCCAUGACGCCCACCAAGUUGCUCAUGGCAACGGCCCCGCCCCAGAAGCCACUAAGCCUUUGCCAGUCGGCAAGCCCAAAUUUCACAGCCCUGGUCUUCCACGACUAAACAGCAGUCACGGAGGUGGUACCCCCGGAGACCCUGCAGUAGUCCACGAGUCACCACACCAUCCCCAAACUGUCCCUGAUGGGUUUUCCAGACCCUCCAGUGACGAGGGAGAGAACGAGGAGCGGGACGACAAUGCUGACAAACUGGACUGUCACUAUUCAGGUUAUCACCCUCGACCGGCAGCUUACUGUACCUUUGGAAGUCGACUGUUUGGGAGAGGCUGUUACUCCUUUGAUCGGCGAUGGGACAGAGUGAGAUGUGCCCUAACCACAAUGAUGGACAAGCAUGUCAACUCUCAGAUGUGGAAGAAAAUCCCCUUGGCCUUGGAGAACUCCUCCUCUGUUGCACCUACCCAUAGGACAAGCACAAAUUCCCACGGUAGCACUCCCUCUUCAGGCUUCCUGGGCCCAUCUGCCACCUUGCCCCAGACUCCUUAUAGCCAAUCCUACGAGGGCAAGUCCGUGCUCUCCUAUGGGACCACCUUAAAUGCCCGCAGCUCCCCACAGGGCGGGGCUGAGCACCCGGCCUACGGCAUUACGCAGGCCCGACAAGUGUCUUCGUCGCCGCAGAUGCCUUCAGCCCACUCGUCCUCAUCCUCUUCUUCUUCAGCUCCUUCCCUAGCCUCAGGCCGGGCGCUGAAGUCCCGUUCCUCCAGCAGCAGCACUACCAAGUCGACGUCGUCCUUCAGGCCCAAGGAGAUCUCUGGCUCCUCCACACCUGUCAUCCCCAACUCCACUGGUGGGGGCAGCAGUGGAGCCAACAGUAACAGUAGCAGCACUAGCUUCAGCUCGGGGAAGAAGAGGAAGAACAGCUCUAUUCUCUCUUCAUCCCAUGGCCCCUCUGAAUCCUCCUCUUCUAAUGCCAACUAUUCUUCCUCCUCCUCCUCUUUCAAGAAGAACUGUGCAAAUGUCGGCAGCUCAGGGAGCACCUACCACCACAGCUCAUUAGGUCCUUCAUCCUCAUCGUCGUUAUCCUCCUCCCACAGCGGAGUCCACAGCGUGGGGCUUAACUGUGGCCCCACUGUGCGGACCAACUCACUUAGCCUCAAGGCCGAGCCUUCUGGAGGUUCAGCAGGCGGCUCGUCUGGGCCGCCAGCACGAGGUCCUCCCUCGGGCAGCCCUGCAGAGUCCAUCAAGCGUAUGAGUGUGGUGAUGAACAGCAGUGACUCCACCCUUUCCCUGGGGCCCUUUGUCCACCACCAGUCCUCAUCCGACCACCACACCAGCUUCAGCCACCACUCCUCGGACGGGCGCCUGGAGGGCAAGAAGCGCAAAAGCUCUCCUGCCUCCAGCGGCAUUAAUAGUGGAGGUGGGGCAGGAGGGCUCGGAGGAGCAGGAGGAGGAGGAGGAGUAGGGGGACCUGGACCAGGUAGACCCAAAGUGGCCAAGUCACCUGCCAUUAACAACAUCCAUGGGAAGCAUGGACGGAGCAUUCCAGGGACACCAGGGCUACCAAACAACUCCCAUUUACAUCAGCCAAAGGCUCGUCCCUGACAGCGGUGUCCGGCUUCUGUGUAUGGAACCGGCAGGUGGACGGGGAAUAGUCCGGAGCAGUCCACAUACCGCUCUGGACUGCACGAGGCCUUCUAAAAUCAAACCCACAUUACUCUCAGCUUCCCACAAUCCUCAGGGUGGAGAUGAUCUGGACUGCCCAGUGAAGUCAAUGUGGUCCUUACUAUUUCUCCCAAAGCCAUGUGUGUCUGUCUGUGUGUGUGUGUGUGUGUGUGUGUGUGUGCGUGCGCGUGCGCGUGUGGAAGAGAGGGCGAUGACACUGCAUGGGGAUAGCGUGGAGCCCCAGGGGUCUAAUGAGCGAGCCAAGGACCCCCCACGCCAAGUGUUGUCCCAGUAUUCUGAGAGGUCUUCCUGUCUGGUUGGAACAAUAGCAACAACCAUGGGUCUCUUGAGCCGCGGUUCAAAGCUCAUUGGGUUCAGGUUAAGGGCUGCCACAACAAGCAGUCAUGAUGCUAAGCAACUGGGGAGACAACAAGCUGAUCUCUUCAGUGUUAGUUGGAAUGAGUGUGUGAAUGUGCGUGCGUGUACAAGGAUUUUUCUCAUGUCAGAUUCUGCUGGACUACUGGAAUUUCCAACUUAAUUACACCCCCAGCGCCUGAUCUCAGAAGCCUUGGAAGGAGAGCAGGAGGAGCAGCAGCAAACUGUUACUUGCAACACCUUAAACAACACACAAUCACCUUGUUGUUUCACUUUCCAUUAGUCUGACUCUCUGGUGACAUGUUGAGUAACCUCGGGCUGCACGCAGUAGCCUGAGAGGAGCCCAUAGGGACGAUCUGGUCAAUUCUUUUAUUAUCCAGAAAAAUUAUGCAAGUGUUACCUUUUUAUGAUUUCUUAUGAGCUUUUUACACUGAACUACAAAGAGUCUUUGUAGACGUGGUGGAGACAGUUGUGUUUUCAAAUGUGAAAAGGACGCCCGAUGUGCCCAUUCGAUUGAAUCUUUUGUCAGGAGGAGAUAGCUUGGUCUUGAGGACACCUGUUAGUUUUCUGAAUCUUUUCAUUGUGCAAAAUGAUCGCCACAGUAGACCUACCCCCAACUGUGAACAGCACUAAAUAACUACUUUCUCCACAGGCACUGCUUAGUUGUCCACAAAGCUAGCCAAAAGCUGCUAUCAGCUUUGCCAACUACUUUUUUUUUUUUUUUUAACUAAAAGGUGGGCUGUCUUGCUCAUGAAGCGGUGAUGGUGCAUUGCCUGUGUGGACAUGAAGAAAAUCUGUGCAAACCGUAUUUGUUAUUGCCACAACUUAUCUACUUUUUACCCAUACAGCUGUGUGAAAUCCACAGCUGCCGUGGGCAGAUGUGAAUUGUAAUGUUUAUUUUUCCUACAUAGGGAAUCAGGUAUGGUACGUCUUAACUGGAGCAAACUUUAUGCACGUCACCUGUCUUCUGUCGGUUUGAUUGUCCCUCUUAUGUGUAACCACUACCCAAGCUCUGGAUGUUAAAGUUCAAAUGCCUCACGGUUUAACACUAUGUUGGUGUGUGUUGAGAAAAGAUUUGUCACAGUAGAACGAAUAGCCAGGCAUUAUACUCUAUUCCUUUGUCAAAAUGGAGUCUUAAAUCAGGCAAACUCGCCCAUCUUGUUGGGAUGUUUGCUUACUUUGAGUCAUCUCGAGUGGGGUUUUAUGGUGCGAGAUUCAUAGAGAUGGCUUCACGGGACAUAUUUAAACUUUUUGGCAACAGCUGUUGAUUUAUGGAACCUCCACUGAUGUCAGAUAGUGUGGAAAAGUAGAGACAAUUUUUUUAAAAGAACCUUAAUUUAGCUUUUUUCUUGUAGCCUAUGUAUCAAACAAGUAUUGAAGUAUCCCUAUUUGAGAAUACAUAUUUUGUUAACAAAUUGUACAUAGUGAAAUAUGUAUUUUUGCACAGGCAUUUUUCGUACACGCUGAAUUUUUGGUACAAUUUAAAAAAAACAAAAAAAAAUUAAAAAUAAUAAAUAAGUCAUUAUUUAUUUAGUAAAAAAAAAAAAAAAAAAAAGUUAGUGGUUCACUGCCAAGUCUAUGUAAUGCAAUACGCCUAUAUGUAGAAGCUGAAGCAUCUCAUGAAUCGUGUACUGCAAACCUUUUAAGGAACAAAGAUGAAGUGUUGCCACUGUAGCAUGUGUCUGUCUGACAGAGGAUACCUUUAUUCACUUUUCAAGGUCUCAAUCACAUGUGCUUUUACAAGACAUUUUACGUUGCCUAUGAAUCAACACAACAACAAAAGAAAAUAACUAUAUGACCCAAUUAGCCUGUGAUUUUGAACUGUCCUGCAGGCUUGGAGCUGUGCCCAUUGUCUAACCAGUUUCCAUGGACUCUUCAGUCAUACACUUCGUAGACCUUAAACACAUUUCAUGAUUGAAACACUUUCGUUCUUUUAUAAAAGGCUGAAGGGACUUAAGCAAUCAUUGCAAGGAAGAGGAACACUUCAAACAGUCCAACUGCUUGCAUUACCGUUGCCAAACAAGUAAUUUGAAUCACAGCUUUUAAAGAAAUAGUUUGCAGCUUUUAAAAGAAAUAUCAAAUUAAGAAAGUGCCUGAAUUUGUUUCACCCUGACUGUUUGAGGGCAGUAUUCUUUGGGUUGUUUUACCUUACUUGAAUGUUCGAAGUGUUUAGGAGUUUGCUUUUAAAUCUGCCUAUGAACCCUAAAUGUGGUAAAACCUGAGCUUGUCACCUGCCCAUUAUGAAACACUUUAGUAUUGUGUUUUCCUUUGGGAAGGGGUGGGGUUUUAUCCAAGUUUUCCAAACAAGACGUGGGGAUUUUCUGUUAGCCUCAGCGUGUGGCUUAAGCCCCCUCUGGUUUACUGGGAUUUGUACGUUUGAAAAAAAAAAAAAACCUUCAAUCAAGUGUUUUGUUUACCCUCAAACUCAACUAACAUCUUGACAUUGUUUCCAAUAGAUGGAAACAUUGCACGGAUGUUUUUUUUUUUAUUAGCACCAUAGACUUGGAAUGUGAGAGAGAGAAUACAGCUCGUGUUUGGGAGGAGAAAAAUAAAUCCACCAUUCAUACUAUGUAAAAGCGUGUAUAGAUUUUUUUUGUAUACAUUAUCAAAAUCAUUUUCAGCUGGACUUAUGUAUUGGCUGCUAUGUAAUUCAUGAACAAAACAUAGGUUAGAAUUAAUAUUUAAAGAAAAAAAGAUUGUAUAGUAUAUUUGUUUUGUAACAAGUUUCUGUAAAUAAAAUAAUUUAUACUGCUAUUUAUAUGAAA